This is a messenger RNA of Symbiodinium sp. CCMP2456, 360 nucleotides long. NCBI's taxonomy places the organism in Eukaryota, Dinophyceae, Suessiales, Symbiodiniaceae. The record is from the annotation of a GenBank genome assembly.
GCGGAGAACCUGGAGCUAGACCGGAAGAGAUUGGCUGCGCAUGCAGGUUUCGAUGAGGCCUGCAUGAAGGAGGUCUUCUAUUACAUUUCUUCGGGACAGCCUACCUUCGACAUCGUGGGUCUGCGGCAGGCCUUCAGGGAUCAGCAGAUUCCUGUGGCUGAGAAGGAGUUAGACCUAAUGUGGCAGCGCUAUGCCACAAGCUUUGGAUCUGGAGUGUCCCUGGAGCACUUUCAGCGUCAACUGAGAUACGACCCCAUGUGGACGCCGGAGAGCUGCACGGCAACGAGCAGGCUGCUUGUGGCUGUGGUGCAGACCAUGCUGCGGCAAGCAACGACUGAUGCAGCCGCUGAAGAUGGCAAG